Messenger RNA from Tinamus guttatus (white-throated tinamou), 2779 nucleotides. Lineage: Eukaryota; Metazoa; Chordata; Aves; Tinamiformes; Tinamidae. The record is from RefSeq and is a predicted model, not a curated record.
CAUGGAUUUCUAUGAGGCGCAUCCCUCUGGCAAGGUGGACUUCGCCAGUAAAAGGCCCGUGUUGGUUCUUCAGAAUGAUUCUCUGUACUCCCAGAGACGUCCGUACACCAGUGAAGAUGAGGCCUGGAAAUCCUUUCUUGAAAAUCCCCUUACAGCAGCUACAAAAGCUAUGAUGAGCAUCAAUGGUGAUGAAGACAGUGCAGCUGCCCUUGGACUGCUCUAUGAUUACUACAAGGUUCCGAGAGAGAGGAGAUCUUCAACAGCUAAACCAGAGGUAGAACAUGCUGACCAAGAUCACAGCAAAAGGAACAGCAUCCCAAAUGUGACAGAGCAAUCACUCAUUUCCACUGGAGAAAACAGAGUCCAGGUUCUGAAAAAUGUGCCUUUCAAUAUUGUCCUUCCGCACACGCCCCAGAUGGGCAUGGACAAGAGAGGUCACCUGACAACCCCUGACACAACUGUCACUGUCUCGAUCGCAACGAUGCCCACCCAUUCCAUCAAAACGGAGACUCAGCCCCAUGGCUUUGCGGUGGGAAUCCCUCCAAGCGUCUACCACCCCGAGCCCCCGGAGCGGGUUGUGGUGUUUGACCGGAAUCUCAAUCCUGACCAGUUCAGUUCCAACACUCAGCCUCAAAACUCACAGCGACGAACGCCAGAUUCCACCUUCUCGGAGACUUUUAAGGAAGGAGUACAAGAGGUACAUCUGCCUCCUGCUUAACUGAAUCUCCGGAUGGCCAACAUGAAUUCAGAAGAUUAUGUUUUUGACAGCAUUUCUGGGAAUAACUUUGAAUACACUCUGGAAGCCUCCAAGUCCCUCCGACAGAAGCCUGGGGACAGCACGAUGACUUACUUGAAUAAGGGUCAAUUUUACCCUAUCACACUGAAAGAAGUCAGCAGCAGUGAAGGAAUCCACCACCCUAUCAGUAAAGUCCGAAGUGUCAUCAUGGUAGUGUUUGCUGAAGACAAAACAAGAGAAGAUCAGCUUCGGCACUGGAAAUACUGGCACUCAAGGCAGCACACAGCCAAACAGAGAUGCAUCGACAUAGCUGACUACAAGGAGAGCUUCAACACCAUCAGCAACAUCGAGGAGAUCGCAUACAACGCCAUAUCCUUCACUUGGGACAUCAAUGAGGAAGCCAAGGUCUUCAUUUCUGUGAACUGCCUCAGCACAGAUUUUUCCUCUCAGAAGGGAGUGAAAGGCCUGCCCCUGAAUCUUCAGAUCGACACCUACAGCUACAAUAACAGGAGUAACAAACCUGUCCACAGAGCCUACUGCCAAAUUAAAGUCUUCUGCGACAAGGGAGCAGAGAGGAAGAUCAGGGAUGAGGAGCGAAAACAAAGCAAAAGAAAAGGCAAGUGCAGUGACCCCAGCUCUCAACUGAAUGCCUUUUCCGAUGUCAAAGUGCCAAUGCUGCCCUCCCACAAGCGCACGGACAUCACUGUCUUCAAGCCCUUCAUGGAUCUAGACACCCAGCCAGUCCUCUUCAUCCCCGACGUUCACUUUGCGAACCUGCAGCGUGGUGCCCACGUCCUUCCUGUUGCUUCAGAGGAACUGGAGGGUGAAAGCUCCAAUCUGAAGAGAGGGCCUUACAUUGGGGAAGAGGAUUUUAUUGCUACUCCAAAUAAGAUGGCUAGAAUAGAGGAACCAAAAAGAGUGUUGCUAUAUGUCAGAAAAGAGUCAGAGGAAGUCUUUGAUGCACUUAUGUUGAAGACACCAUCUCUGAAAGGUUUAAUGGAAGCUAUAUCUGAUAAGUAUGAUGUUCCCUUUGAUAAAAUUGGAAAAAUCUUCAAAAAAUGUAAAAAAGGAAUUCUGGUCAACAUGGAUGAUAACAUUGUGAAGCACUAUUCUAAUGAAGAUACCUUCCAGUUGCAGAUUGAAGAAGUUGGAGGAUCUUACAAGCUCACUCUUACUGAGAUUUAAGAUCUCCGAUCCUCUGUGGAUUUUAAACGAAGGUCUCAAGUGAACAUUAUUCCAUAAUUCAGCAUGUUGGGUAAAACACUAAUCACCUUCUCCAGAAGAAAGUCAGGUGGUGUCUUCUUCUGGGGAUCAGAGCAGUGUUUUUGCUUAAUACAUUUGUUUCUGUUCUGUCCAAGGAACACCGUAAUGCUCAUGAUGUCGUUUGCACUUGAAACAAGAGAGCAAAGAUCAGGAAUUAAAUUAAGAGCAUGUAUAAAACACUAGUAAAUACAGGAGGGGAAAAAAACCCUGGAUGGUGGCCUUUUAGAGUGGUGGUACCUUAUUUAUCUCUUUAGUACUCUUAUUUGAGCCCGUUGUCAGCUAAUAACAUUGUAUUGGACUAUUUUCUGCUAGAAACAACUGCAAAACUACUAGUUGAUACUAGUAGGAAUUGCAUGCAGGUUGGAGAAAGACUUUAUAAUGUUUACUCUUGAACAGGGCAGAUUGUUGAAAUCACGUGUUAAAUUUGCAGGGGGGAGGAUGCAAAACUGCCUUACUUAUGAAGAACUCGCCUUAGUAACUGUGUGAACUGAUCAGAUGAAGCUAUAUUGUAUAUAAGUGCAAUAUAUUUUUGAAGGUUUGUAAAUGUGUACAUACAAGUGAUAUAUAAUAUAUAUAAAUACGGUGUUCAUGUAUAUACCAUGAAUAUAUACAAUGAAGCCCAUCUAAAAGGAUGCCAUAUACAGAGAAAAACAAUAUUUAAUGUAGUUAUUUAAAAGUGGACAAACCCUUAACAUGCACCAAAGGUGAGUGCACGCUUGUAUGUUCAUAGAACGCACAGAGACCUGCUUUGUCAACAUGGAUUUUCCUACGUGGAAGGAA